AUGCAGCCCUUCAAUUCGCGCCUCCUCUCGCUCUUAUUUUUCGCCCUUCCAAAAGUCGCCAUUGGCACCAAUGAUGUCGAUGCCGGCUUCGAUGCCUACGCGGCAGCCCAGGUGAUGAUCAAUAAGGCCUCUCAUUCCUGGGAAUGGGGAACAGCGGCAGAAGCUCUGCUAGAAUUGUAUAACCCUGAGCUAUCUGUCUUUGGAUCGAGCCCUUUCCCUAAUGGCAAAGUUCCUCAACCCAACCCCAACACGACCGCCCUUGCAUAUGCGAAGCAGUUCAUAAACCGCAAUUCACAGACACUUGUCAAUGACACUGCGGUUGGCGAUCCAGCAUCUCUGGGUGUCUCGGCGAUUCUACUUGGCCAGUCAGACAGCGUCUACAUCGGCGCGGCCAACCGUGAGGCUGAUUUUAUUCUCAACAUUGCGCCACGAUGGAGCAACGGUGCAAUUUCUCACCGAGCGGAUGUGGCCGAGCUGUGGGCUGACAACAUGGCCAUGUCUUUUCCAUUUUUGGCUUAUCUUGCCGUUGAGCAGGAUGACACUUCGUUGAUGUCUGUUACGGUCCAGCAGUGCGGCCUGCAACGCGCGGUUCUGAAAGGCAACAAUCUCAGCUGGCAACACAUCAUCGGUCCUCAAUCUCAAGACACGGGCCUUUGGUCAACAAGCAACGGCUGGGCCGGCUAUGGCAUGGUACGAGUGCUACAUACACUCCAAAAGUGGAGUGGUUCGGCCUCGAUGAUUUCACAAGCUACACAGCUCAAAGGGUGGAUCAAAGAGAUCCUCGACGGCGCUAUGCAGUCGAGUCUAGAUGACGGCUUAUUACGCAAUUACCUUAACGACUCUAGUUGGUUUGGUGAAAUUUCCGGAACUUCGGUUCUAAGUGCUGUGGCAUACCGAAUGGCCGUUAACGACCCUGAUAUGUUUCCGCAAUCUUACAUUACCUGGGCCGACACUAAUAGAAAGAGCCUGGCGAAGAAGCAGAACAGCGAGGGCAUUUUUUCGCCAGCUAUUAACCCAUAUGACUGGCAUGAUAGAACUCAGUUUACUACUGGAUCUCCUGAGGGUCAGGCGUUCACCGUCUAUCUAUACACAGCCUAUAGGGACUGCGUCAACGCCAAAAUCUGUCAAACACCAACCGGAUCUGCCGCAAGUUGA
Molecule: messenger RNA, 1155 nt
Organism: Trichoderma asperellum CBS 433.97
Lineage: Eukaryota; Fungi; Ascomycota; Sordariomycetes; Hypocreales; Hypocreaceae
Biological process (GO): carbohydrate metabolic process
Source: RefSeq, a predicted model, not a curated record